Dermacentor silvarum is the source of this 754-nucleotide messenger RNA. RefSeq lists its product as uncharacterized. NCBI's taxonomy places the organism in Eukaryota, Metazoa, Arthropoda, Arachnida, Ixodida, Ixodidae. The transcript has 3 exons. Bases 117 to 470 code for a protein of 117 amino acids. The record is from RefSeq and is a predicted model, not a curated record.
AGUUCAAUAUAUUGUUCAAACGAACAAUAGUGGACAACAUUCAGCACGGCUGCAGCCGUCUGUGCAGCAUCAUUCUGGAGCACGGGGAGCAGGACGAGGUUGUAAGAUUCUCUGCCAUGGCUUCUGAGGAUGGUGUGCUUGGCGUCCUCAACUUCAUUGCAGGCCGCUGCAAUGAAUCACUUGAUGCUAUCUUGACAGAGACAGCUGCGGUCCCACUAACUCCAUGCCUCCAGAGGGCAUCUGAUGGCUCCCUCGCGCUACACAUCGAUGCGCAGCGAUUGUUUGUGACAUCGUCACUGCUGGCAGGCCUGGCCUGCCUUUUCGCUUCGUUCUGGGUCUUCCAUGUGGUCUACCCAAAAAAGGCCCACAGGAUUUUGACAUUUAUUGAGCACUGUUUUCUGGAUUUGAGCUACACAAAGCCACGGGUGAAAGCAUUGGAGUUAGUCAAUUUUUACAAGAACUUUUGCUAGGCAAAAAGAUUUUCAGGUACAUUUCUUCGGAAAAGUUUCUGUAAAAAUUAUUUUGCCUAACAAAAGCAGCCGUGGCUUCUGUGGCCGGCAGGUUGCCCAAGCCAUGGUAGCACAGUGCUUGCUUUAGAGGGACACGAAAGAGAAAAUUUAUUCGAGCUUUUUUAAAUAAUUCUUCUACAACAUCGAAAAAACAACUCUUACUGUGAGAAUCGGCUUGAUAAGCCAGACAAGCAAAAACGAAAACUGGUGUCGCCACCACCACCUUAUAAUUCCUGCACCAGCUC